AUGCCCAGGGCUCCACUCCGCAGGGGAUUACUGCUCCCGAUCGGGGAGAUCCCGGUGGAUUCCAUUCAUGCCGAUCCGACCAUCUCCGCAUCCAAGAAGGACCUCAAAACGAUUACAUCGUAUAAUCUUCUUCCCAAGCGGACGCAGACCAUGAUUGUGCCUGGCACCCCCGCAAUCUGGAAACCAGUCACCACCCCCCGCAAACUCAAACCGGAUGCCGGAAAAUACAUCCUGGAUCCUAAUGGGCUCGUCUUUCCCAAAUUCGCCAUGGAGCCGCUCCUCAGAGCCAUUGCCGUCACUCAGCCCCGGAUGAAGCUCAACGAUGUUGAUCUUAUCACUGAUCGGAGGAAUCUCCGACUUCUCUUGGCGUUUGUUAGCGGUCAAAAGAAGGAGUUUCGAAUUAAUGUAGAGGUGGUCGAGUCGACUGUGUUUCUGUCCACCUGGGCACCAGUCAAGACCAAUUUUGUCAGCAAGUUCGAGGGCUACGGGCACGAGUUUGAAAGCGUCUCGACGUGGAAGCCGCGGUAUAUUCGGGACAGUAUCAUUCAUGCUCGUUCGGUUGGGUAUACUCUCGGGGGAAUCAAGAUGCUGCUUCGCUUUGAAGUAGAUGCGUGCAUGCCGGCUAGAAAGCAUAGUGGUGGAGGGGUUGCUCCAAUUGAAGCGCCGACAGGCAUCAAGGUGGUGAAUGAAGGAACCUUGGUGGGCCCGUCACGCAUCGUGGAGAUCAAGACGGGUCCGGUCGCGAAACGUCUGGAUUUCGCCAAAAAUAUGGCGCAGAUGUGGUUCUCCCAGACGCCCUUUCUAUGUAAAGGGAACUAUGAGGCUGAUGGGACGUUUUUGCCCGCAGAGGAGAGGAAUGUGGAGAAGGAGGGGAGACUCGCCAAGUGGGAAGAGGACAACAAGGAGAAGAUUCAGAAGCUAGUCCGUGUUCUCCAAAAGAUCUUUGAGGUUGUGAGAUGUGUGCCGCAUAGAUGUGCACUGGUGCAUGAAGGCGACAAUACAUUGAAGGUAUAUCAGGAUGGAAACCCGGGCCAUAGGGGGAUCCCAGAGGAUCUUCUAGCCAUGUGGGAUAUACCAGCGGUAAAGAAUGGUUAG
This is a messenger RNA of Aspergillus sclerotioniger CBS 115572, 1095 nucleotides long. RefSeq lists its product as uncharacterized. Bases 1 to 1095 code for a protein of 364 amino acids. Lineage: Eukaryota; Fungi; Ascomycota; Eurotiomycetes; Eurotiales; Aspergillaceae. The record is from RefSeq and is a predicted model, not a curated record. The transcript has 2 exons.